Molecule: messenger RNA, 797 nt
Organism: Rotaria sordida
Lineage: Eukaryota; Metazoa; Rotifera; Eurotatoria; Philodinida; Philodinidae
Source: the annotation of a GenBank genome assembly
AUGACCACUCCAUCAAAAUCGAAUGGUACUCCAUCAAAACAACGUCGUACUCCAGCUAAACAAACGCCGGGUUCAACACAGCGAACACCUGCUAAACAUCGACAUCCAUUAACAGCUUUACAAGAAGAUGAACCAAUUACUAGUCCAACACCAAGUUCUAUUCUACAAAUGCCUUUUACACCUGGUCGAACUCCAAAUAAAAAUCGAGGCAUGGCAUUUUCACCAAUGACAUAUACAACAUCUCCUGCACAAAGUAAUAUAGGUGCUAAUGGUCGUACACCAAUGUCAACACCUUCACGAACUAGAUCCGAUCUUGGUAGUGCACGAAAAUUACGUUUAGUUAAUGAACAAGAUGAAUUAGAAGGUGAUAUUGAUGUUAAUACAGCUGAUAAUCAAGUCGUUAUUUGGGGUACAGAUGUGCAUGUUAAUGAAUGUAAACGUCGAUUUAUAACAUUUUUAAAAAAAUUUCAUUUAAAUAUUGAAGAAGCUAAUCUUGAAGGUGUUGAUCCAACAAAACCAUUUUAUAUGCAAAAAUUAGAAGAAAUUCAUUUACUUGAACGUCCAUUUCUUAAUGUUGAUUGUGCACAUUUUAAACAAAUUGAUAAAACAAUGUUAAAUCAAUUAAUUGCAUAUCCACAAGAAGUUAUACCAAUAUUUGAUAUAGCUGUUAAUGAAUUAUUUUUUACAAUUUAUGAAAAUGAUACACUCCCACAUCAAAUUCAAGUACGACCAUAUAAUGUUGAUAUGUUUAAAAAUAUGCGUUGUCUUGAUCCUGAAGGUUUGCAAUUAAUGAAAAA